UAUUGUGAACAAGAUAAAUCGAAAGUACUUCCGAACGGUGACGGAACAGCCGACAAUUUGGAAAGCUGUGCCAUUACCCUCCCACCACAAAAUAUGUGUAAUGGCGAUGAGCUCUUGAAAAGAUAGGUGAAAAAAAUGUCUACGCCCCAACCUCCAAAUGAGCCAACAAGUCCACCACCAGCGAAAAAGGCAAAGACAGAGGGCACAGAAAUGAGUAAGCCGCUUGCUCAGCUUCCUGUGGUUACUAUGACAACCCCUUCCAUUCCAUUAAUGACGGCCACUCCUGUGACCGUAAUCCCGUCAUCGUCAGCUAAUUUUCCCAGUGCAAUAAGUCUCACUAUAUCAAAUGCAGGUAAACAAGCCCAACUGAAGAUACCAAAUCCUACCUCACUACCACAGAUGAGGACUCAGACCCCAGCAACCUUCAUCGCACAGAACCAGGUGCAGCAGUCUGGUGGUACCAUCACCAUGAAACCACGUAUGACCAUAAUGCGCCCAGCAAUGCAGCCACAGCACAUACAACUUCAGCCUCAACCUCAGGGAGGCAAACUGGUGCCAGGACAGGUAGCUAUGACCCAAGUGACUUUGUCUCAGUUCCCACCAGGAAUCAUGGCUCAAGCCCUGCCCCCUGGCGCCAUCACAGUACAGCAGAAAUUUGCCCCACAGAUGGUAACAAAGAUCAAUCCACAGAAUUUGCAAGUUCGGCCUGGUAAAGGAGCCCCAGUCCAGCAGCUGUUGCAGAACAACAAAGGUCAGAUAUUUGUGAAUCAGAUCCAGCCAGGAGCAAAAGGAGGUGGCGUUCCUUUACAGCAGGCCUGGACUGUAAAACCUCUCAUUGGAGCUAAAGGCCAGGAGCUCAAAGUUGGAUCACCAAAUGUUUUUGCCAUUCACAACCCCACACAACAAGGAAAGAUGAUUCCAGGAAGUAAACCUAUAGCUCUAGUGCCCCAGGCACCUCCCAGACUUCCUACUUACAGUCAAGCGAUACAGAUGACCGCCAACAGUCAGGCCAUCCAGAUGCCUUCAAGUGGUCAGCCUGUACAAAUGACCCCCACCUUACAGUUCACUUCUGCUUCUAACAAAGUUCCAGUCACAUCACUGACCAAACCACAGACAAGUGCUGUCGUAAUGGUCACUGCGCCAUCUCCAAUGAGGACGGCUGCACUGGUGACCGCGCCAACAACUAUUCCCUUAGUUACCGCAGCAUCUCAAAUGAGGACUGCUGCACUGGUAACUGCUCCAACAACUCUUCCCAUAGCAACAUCAUCACCACCUUUGGUUACCAUCCCUGUAGGGACAUCAGCAUCCAUUCCUAUGGUAACCACUAUAAAUGUAGUUCCCACCACAAAGUCUACACCUGUUACAAGUGUUCCGUUGGAACUGACCACUACAACAGCUGUUAAACAGAUACCAGUGACAACUGUAGCACAGGCAAAUAACGACCAACCAUCGAAUAAUGAACCUCUGGCUAGCAAUAGCAAAGAAGAAAACAUUCAGGAUAAAAAAAAUGAGGAUGAAGAUUCAGAGUGUAGUUCUAGUGUUAAACAUUCCAAUUCUAGUUUAGAUACAGUAGUUAAUCCAGAUGAAACUGUGUCAAUCCAGCCUUCUGUAACUAGUACCAGCACAGACUUGGGAAAUGUAGAUAAACCGGCCACCCCCACUGACAAUACCCAGGUUAGUACUGCUCAAAAAGCUGUGACUGAGGACAGUGCCAUUAAGUCUGAACCAGAACAAGAGGAAGAGAAAUCCAUCAUCCCUAGUGAAGAGUCUAAAUCUGUGAUAAAUACUUAUGAUGAAAAUAGUGCUAGUUCAAAUGAAGCAACAUCCGAGAAAUCGUCCCUAGAGAACAAUUUAAAAUCGAGUGAAAGAGUGAUUUCUGAGGUUGACUCAAAUGAUGCAACUUCUGAUUCAGCCUCAAAACAGUCUGAUGAGGUUCCUCAGACCAAAGUGAAAGUUGAAGUGGAGGAGGCAGACUCUUCAGAAAUCAAGCAAUCACCAAUGGAGGUUGACCAAGCUCAUGAUUCUAAAGGUGACAAUAUGGAAAGUGUCACUCCUAAGAUUGAGGUAACUAGCCUGUGUGAUACACUCAAGUCUGAGGAGCCAGUUGCAACCUCCACAGAAACUACACCAGCUACAGGUUCAGAUUUUGAUGUAAUGGAUUCAAUGCAGUGGGAAAAUGGUGUGGCAUCUCUCGAAGGCAGCAAUCUUAAGUUUAAGAUGAACGAGUUUGGAGUGCUGGAAGUGGUGACAGAGGAUCUUGAAUGUCCAGAGACCCUCAACACCAGUAGCGAGUCAGAAAACACCAACGACCAAUCAGGCGACAAGAAAUUAUUCAAUUCAUUUGAAAUUAAAACAGAAGACAAAUCUGCCAAUGAUGGAGACAAAGAUGAUGUGUGUUGUUGCACUAAUUGUGGGGAGUAUGGAUUCCGAAGUGAAUUUCUGGGAAACUCUGGUGAUAUUUGCUCCGAGGCCUGUAUGGAGGCAUAUGAAUCCAAAAAAAAUGGCAAGGGUGUGAAAAAGAAUGUUAUGUCCAAAAUGGUGCUUGGUAUGAAGAAAAAGAAACGGAAGCUGCUGUUGAUGAAGGGAGGACAAGGGGAAGAGGAAGUCUAUCCAAAGGGUUUAGCUACAGGUAGAAAAUCUAAAGCAUUUGUUUGGUUGAAUUACUUGGAGCAAGAAGGUGGAGAGGCAGCUCCAGACAAGCUCUUUAAAGAGCCAUUCCCACAGUCCCGUAUAGGUUUUAAGGUUGGUAUGAAGCUGGAAGGAAUUGACCCUAAACACCAGUCCCUGUUCUGUGUCUUGAGUGUGGCUGAAAUCCGUGGCUACAGACUGCGACUUCAUUUUGAUGGCUUCUCCGAGUGCUACGACUUCUGGGCCAAUGCUGAUUCUGCCUGGAUUUUCCCUGUUGGAUUUUGUGAUAAACAUGAGAGAAUCUUGCAACCUCCAAAAGGUUUUACAGCAGAAAACUUCAGUUGGCCAGGGUACUUGAAGAUGGCUAAAGCUGUACCUGCUCCGAAGCAUCUAUUUCAAAACCAACCGACUCAAAAUGUGACCCCUAAUGCAUUUCGAGUGGGCUGUAAACUUGAGGCUGUGGACAAGAAGAAUAACAACCUAAUCUGUGUAUCCACUGUGGCAGACACACUUGGUGAUAAAAUACUUGUACACUUUGAUGGAUGGGAAGAUACUUACGACUACUGGUGUGAUGUCGCCUCCCCAGACAUACACCCGGUCGGCUGGUGUCAUGAAAACAACACACAACUCUCACUUCCUUGUGAUUGGAAGGAGGUAGACUUCACUUGGGAGAGCUACCUAGCUAAAACUAAAUCAGUUGCUGUUCCUGCUAGAGCAUUUAAACCUAGGGCAGCCUUAGGUUUUAAGGUUGGCAUGAAGUUGGAAGUGGUAGAUAAACGGAACUCGCUCCUCAUCCGUGUAGCAACUGUGAGUGAGGUUGAUGGCCAUCUAAUCAAGAUCCACUUUGAUGGAUGGGCAGAUACCUUCGACUAUUGGGUUGACGACGACUGUUCAGAUAUUCAUCCUCCAGGCUGGUGCAGCAAGACAAACCACCCUCUUACCCCUCCAAUAAGUCCAGCAGAUCUGGUUGAUACAGCUGAGAAAGGGGGAUGUCCAACUCCAGGCUGCAAAGGGAUUGGCCACAUCAAAGGAGCCAAGUACACUGGGCACCACAGUGCUUUUGGCUGUCCAUAUUCUAGCUCCAACAUUAACAAGGAGACAGCUCUUCAAGACAGAUUGGGGUCAACUCGAGCAGAGGAGGUGAAUCAAACACCUGCUCCUUCACCUCCUGGAACGCCCACCUUCAAACCUCAGAGAAGCAUGGAAUACCCUUCCUCACCAGAAUUGAAGAAAUGUCCAACGCCUGGCUGUGAUGGACAAGGGCAUAUCACUGGAAAGUUCACCAUGCACCAUAAAGUCUCUGGCUGUCCUCUUUCUGAGAAAAACAUUAUGAUGAUGCAGAUGCAGAAUAAACCUCAGCAUAUGACAAAUGGUGAUACUGGCAAGGUCAAGGUCAAAUCUGGGAGAGGCCGAAAACCAAGGAGCUAUUACCUGAACAUGGGUGACCGAGGACCACACAAAGUGUCACGAGAGAGAGAAAAGGAGAGUAAAGCGACUUCGGAAUCCAAGAACACAAAUAACCUACACAAUGGGAUCCACCAGUCAGUAUUCAUGUCAUCCAUGGUGCCAAAUCCCAACAAGGACUUACCCCUGUGUUGGGAGCAACAUUCAAAGCUUCUGCCCGGAGUUGACAAGAUGAAGGGCUCAGAGGUGUCUAACUGGAACGUGGACCAGGUUUCACAGUUUGUCCGUUCACUUCCGGGCUGUGAGGAGCAUGCCAAGGCUUUUAAGGAUGAGCAAAUUGAUGGAGAAGCAUUCAUGUUGAUAACACAGACAGACAUUGUUAAGAUCAUGAAUGUGAAAUUGGGUCCAGCUCUAAAAAUCUUUAACAGCAUUCUCAUGUUCAAGAACUCGCUGGAUGUCUAGUAAUUAAUGACAGACUCUAGGAAGUGUGGAACAAUGUACAUAGUACAAAUUCUACUGGCUGGAGGAGGUCACAGGAAAUACUCUCCAUUGGAACAAAGAGCUAGUUCUGGAAACUGUUAGCAUCACAAUUCAGGACGGAGCAAGAAUAUAUACUUACAGGAGAUAUUGGUGGAACAUGGAGCAGGCAUGUUCACUCCAAAGAUAGAAGCUUCUUGUUGAGUAUAGUAAAUUGUAUUACAACAUUGAGCAAGCAUUGUCUGACAGAAUAGAAUGAUCUGAUAAAUCUGUCGUAGAGAAGACAUGUUCAGACAAAAUAUUAAGUUAUGUUAUAACAUAGAGCAAGCUUGUUUGGACAGAAUAGAAAAUCUUGUUCAUUGUCAAUGGACUCUAAAUACAUCUUAUAUGAUUAUAUAAGACAUCCGCAAAUUUUAUUUGAACUGAACUUUUACAACUUGUUUGUGCCAUAGUGUUUUACUAUCAUUGUAAUAUUACCAUGUAAUAUAUAGUUAAGUUUGCUCAAAGUUGAAAUCCUUGUAUGUUUGGAAAGAAAAACUUAUAUGAACGGGACUAUUUUAUGUUUUAAUUGUAGUUUCUGUAGUAAUUAACUAAAAUUUUAAUCAUGUGAGCAAGAAGUCCAUUGGCCAUUGCAAAAAUAAGGAGACAAAUAUAAAACUGAAUUGGUCUGUUAAGCCAAUGAAUUUUUUAAAAGCAUUAACGAGACCUUGAAUUUGUUUUAGAAAUUGUUAGGUUAAGACUGUAUACAUGUUGUGAAUUAAGAUUUCCAUUUAAGCCAUAUCAUUAGUACCUGAUUUUGCAAUCUUGCAAAAUAACAAAAUUUUAGUUUUGUACUUUUCAAAUUAUGUCUGUAAUUCACUCAUCUGGCACUAAUUGCAGGUGAGCUUCUAGUUCUGUAGUAAGUACCUUAUUUCAUAACCUGAUCUGCAUCAUUUAAAUUUAUCAAAAAAAAAAGAUCCUUACAAAGGAGUAGAGACUUAAUACAGAGAGUAUACACUGUAUGACUGGAUUCAUGAAAUUUAAUCAAAUCCAGACAUAAUUGAUUGAAAUUGUUGAAAUCAAAUUGUUUAGCUUAUAUGUGAUUGUAUAGGCAAAAUCCUCUGUUGUUCUGAUUAUGGUCACAUAUGCAAAAAGUUUUGUUAAUAUUAUUGUGCGUAAAUUGUCUAUUAUAUGCCUAUCACUAGUUACCUGACAUGGGAAUCUUAAGCUUGUUAUUGUGUUAAUCAGAAGUAUAUGUCAUUUACUUACACAAAGUUUACAGUAAGAUUAAGGUGACAGAAAGAUUAUGAAGCAAAAACAUAAUUCCUGUGGACUGUACAUAUGUAUAUAACUUGGGCGUUAUUAUUCCCAUAGUGCUUUCAUCAAAUUAAGAGACUUUGUAUUCCAGGCGACCAGUUUCAGGAAGGAGCAGUGCACUUUCAGAUUUUUUUAAGCAUUGCUUAAUAUAUUUAUACAUGUAUAUACUUUGCAUGAUAUUCAAAUUACAUUUAACUCAUCACUAAUCUAGAUUUCACAUUAUAUAUGUAAUAAUGUUGGUUUCUGAAAUUGAUUUAAUCCUUUCUGUAAUUUACUUUUUGGAGUCUAUAUACAUAUAUAAACAUGAUGAAAUGGAUUGGCAGUUUCAUUAAAAAGGAUCUUUAUAUGCAUUAAAUGUCUGAUAUAUAUAUCCUACCUUUUGUAAUCCAAAUAUAUACAGUCGAGACUCAAAAUGAAUGGAUGGUAUAAUGUUACUAGACAUCCCUUGGUCCAAGCUUCUAAUUACAUAUAGCUAGAUGUCAAAGAAUCUUGGAGUCUAUAUGAGCUGUUUUGUAUUGUCCAUGUUUGUUAUGUUGUGCUUCUCCUAUGUAACAGGAUUUGUACCUGUCCAUGUAUUUUCACAUUGUUAUAACAGAAGCUACGUUUUUGGCACAAUGUCAUCAGGUAUUGUGCUAUUCAAAUCACAUACCCGUAUUUCGGUGGUUCCAUUUGAUCUCAUAUUUAGCAUGUUAGAUUUUGAAACUAAUAAAAAAAAAAUGACAAUUGAAGUUUGUUACCCCUUAUUUGUAGAAAGUACUUUAGUAUAUUUCCUUAAUUUAAUUUUCAAUGUUUCAUUUGGUCUCCAGCUGUACAUUUUAAAUCUUUUUUAUUAAUUAGAAGAAUAAAAAAUGAUAGUGAUAUUUUGUCAAUACAACAUAUCAAAUCAACUGGUAAGAGGAAAGAUGACAAGUAAUAAAACUUGAAGAUCACACUUGUAUAUUAGAAUCAGUAAAUCAGUAAAUACAUUGAUGCCGUCUUGGAUUAUCUCCCUUAUGAGACUGCAUCAGAGUCAGUUAAUUUGUUCACAUUCUUACUAAUACACAAACAAUUUACAUCGUGAUAAAUUAAUAUGGUAUAUGUACAGUAGUUCAGAUCAAAGUGACCAUAGUUAUCAACUGCCAGUUAAAUCCAGACCAAACAAACAUCCAGUUGCUAUGAAAAAAUGGAAGCUAUUCUGUUUAGUGUUGAAAUGUUUUUAGAGACUGAAUAUCAUAGUCUAAAUUCUGAAAGAUUAAGGGUUAUCAGCUGUAUAUCACAUCACAAGUAUAUGAAAAAUUAAUGUAAAUGUUUUAAGUGUCUGAAAUGAUGGUUCAUUAAUCUGUUUGUUAAUUCUUGUACAAAAAUUGUUAAUUUUCAAUAAAGACAUGUUAACAUUAAAUUUAUCAUCUGCAUAAGAGGCAAUCGAUCAUGAGUAACAUGUUUUUUUAUAUUUGUUUACAAGUUCAAGUAUUCACUUAAAGAACAGACAUUUAUUUCAGAUGUGGGAUAUCGGUGGUUCUAAUUACUAGUAAACAGUACUGAUACUGUAUAAGCUGAUGAAUAGCCAAUUGAACUUGUCUCAUUCACAAUGUUUUGGCGUAUUAAGUCACUAUCAGUAUACUAUAUGUAACAAUGCAUUUUUAUAAUUAUUGUGAUAUUGUACUUGGGAUAUAUACGUGAUGUAAUUUCAUGUAGUAAAAAUGAAGAAUUUUGUUUCGGUAAUCUAUUAAAGUAUGAAUUGAAUUUGAAGACUUGUAUAAUAAAGAUGCUGAGCCAUACACAUAUAUAACGUGAGCAAUGGUUCCAGGAUAAAAUCUCGGAUACAAGCUAGCUGUGCCUUUGUAGUGUGUAUUAGGGCAUCAUUGUAGGCGGACUGGUUACUGGUACAGUGAUACUGGUCUAUACACAAUAAAACAUACUAAAUCAA
Pecten maximus is the source of this 7711-nucleotide messenger RNA. RefSeq names its product lethal(3)malignant brain tumor-like protein 3. The record is from RefSeq and is a predicted model, not a curated record. Gene Ontology annotation, biological process: regulation of DNA-templated transcription. Lineage: Eukaryota; Metazoa; Mollusca; Bivalvia; Pectinida; Pectinidae. The transcript has 19 exons. Bases 136 to 4494 code for a protein of 1452 amino acids. Gene Ontology annotation, cellular component: nucleus. Gene Ontology annotation, molecular function: protein binding; zinc ion binding.